Molecule: messenger RNA, 25749 nt
Organism: Porites evermanni
Lineage: Eukaryota; Metazoa; Cnidaria; Anthozoa; Scleractinia; Poritidae
Source: the annotation of a GenBank genome assembly
CCAUGUGAGAAUAAUGGCGGAUGCUCUCAAUUGUGCGUUUUAAACCCAGGUGGUCAAACAUGCAUGUGCCAGGCUGGAAUGACAAUCAACGACGACAAAAGGACUUGUAAGAUUUGUACUGUCUAUUUAACCUAUAUGUAUUCGACCUAUUUAUCUUGGUGCAUAAUAUCCACCAAGGAUGAGGUAAGGACAGCUGGAUAUUGGCCGAUUGCCUUCAGCUCUGCGUAGCUAUGGACAAAGGUGGAGUCCGGGUCAAUAAUGAUGCAAAAAAUAAGAGAAAAGGAAAUCAACAAGGCCAAUAUUCAGCCAUCUUGACCAAACAAGCUUGCUGGACAAGGCGAGAAAUCCUGAGUGGCCAAGAUAGGCCCAUCCUUCCAUCUUGGGUGGCCAAUCAGAAAGCAGGAUUCGCUUCAAACCCAGCCAUUUACGAAACAAGACACCAUCAUAAAAUAUUGUUUUCGUCUUAGAAAGUCCCCAGUAGAGUUCUUCAAUCCAGUAAUCCCGAUGGCUAUUUUUGGCAUCCCACCUCCUGCGCAUUCUUUCAAUCCCGAAUUUCGUCCCGGUUUUGCUAUAAAAUCCCGAAUCCCGAGUUUCAAAAAGGGAAAUCGUGCAACCCGAAAAACCUAAUAUUAGGGAACCACCUUUUCACAUUAAUUUUUUUCUUUUCGUCUUAGGUACUGUGAAGAACGUUAUCAUGGUUGUCGAUUCCUACUAUGAUGAAAUCUAUUUGUCAACUCUGGAUUCAUCAGACACAACGAUUGUUCCUCUGCCUGUCCAAAAUUUGACAUACCCAAUUGGUGUUGAUUUUGAUCCAUUCAACAAUAGAGUCUACUGGACAGACUACUCUCUUGGUACCGUCAAGCGUUCUCUUAUUGACGGCAAUAAUCAGGAAACUAUUCGUUCAGAAAUUGCUGGACCAUACGGAAUCGCCCUAGAUCUUGUGGCAGAAAAUGUUUAUUGGAUAAGCCGGCUAGAUUACACCAUAGAAGUUUCGAAACUAGAUGGAUCUAACUGGAAAGUGCUGGUUUCUGAUUUGGGUAUAUCUCCCGACCACAUCGCUCUGGAUACCUCCAGAGGGUUAGUAAAGGCCUGUUCUGUAAAUAGACAAAGGGGUUCAGCUAAAAAAGGACGGUACUGCAUUGGUCCAGAAGUUAAACAAAAGGUUUUCUUUUUAUGAAAAAAGUCAGCGUUUGAAUAUUUUUCCAAGGUAAAAAGACAAUCACCUCUGUUGAUAGCAGAAGAGUAGGAACUGAAUCAUUCUGAAGCAUUAUUUUUUUGGUAGAGGAAUAAAUUGAAGGCGAUGAAGUCAUGAAUAUUAGUUUUAUGGACAGCACAGGGUUUUGAGUUUUGGCUUGUAUUGUUGAAAAACCGUUUUGGAAGGAUUUUGGUUAUUUUUAGACCGAUGUCGAUAUGGUUUUAGUUUUAUUGACUAAAACAAAUAGAAAUGCGUUUUUUUAGUUGGUGCAUGUUGACGAAGAAAAGAGUUUCAACUCGCAUAAAAUAGGUUUAAUCUACAUUUCAGUUUUGGAUUGUUCGUGAUACUUUUUAUACACUUAUUUAUUUAAUAUCAUAUGUCUUCCAGGUACAUGUAUUGGUCAGAACAUGGACGUAUUGGAGGUGCUGAUAUGGAUGGAGAAAACCAAAAAGUUGUUGCCGUAUUGACAUAUUAUUAUGGUUCAUAUGAUGCCCGGGGUCUUGCUAUGGAUAUUCAAAUGAAUCGAAUUUACUUUGUUAGCUACUGGUUUGAAGGUUUGCUUUACGUCGAUCUUAAUGCCGGUGGAAAAGGAAAUGGUCCAGUCCAAGUUCUGUUCAUGGAUUAUUCUUUCGAUCAUGAUUAUUUUUUGGAUCCACGAGGUCUUGCACUCGACGACCAGUAUGUUUACUGGAAUGAGUACUGGAAUGAGAAGGUGUACCGGAUUAAUAAGACAAGUUUUGAUGGCGAUCUUGCUGUGGUGGCUUCAGGAAUGUUUAGUCCUAGAGGAAUGGCAGUCGUUAAAGGAAAACCAAAUGCAAGUGGUGAGUGAUAUCACACUUCCUAUCAUCGUGACUUAGCAGAUUGAAGAUUUUGCUGUAACUUUGUUUGUGAGACUAUGUAUCAUGACUAAAAUUUCUCUGAUCAUCUCUUUUUUCGCAGAUCCACAUCCUUGUCUAAGCACUUGCAGUCACCUUUGUCUUCUUAAACCCGGAGGUUACAAGUGCGCAUGCCCCGUUAAAAACCCUGCUAUUUGCAACGAGAGUGUCCACCAAACCAGUGAGUAAUACUGCUCCCUCAUUUCAUUACCUUAAGNUGAUGCCCGGGGUCUUGCUAUGGAUAUUCAAAUGAAUCGAAUUUACUUUGUUAGCUACUGGUUUGAAGGUUUGCUUUACGUCGAUCUUAAUGCCGGUGGAAAAGGAAAUGGUCCAGUCCAAGUUCUGUUCAUGGAUUAUUCUUUCGAUCAUGAUUAUUUUUUGGAUCCACGAGGUCUUGCACUCGACGACCAGUAUGUUUACUGGAAUGAGUACUGGAAUGAGAAGGUGUACCGGAUUAAUAAGACAAGUUUUGAUGGCGAUCUUGCUGUGGUGGCUUCAGGAAUGUUUAGUCCUAGAGGAAUGGCAGUCGUUAAAGGAAAACCAAAUGCAAGUGGUGAGUGAUAUCACACUUCCUAUCAUCGUGACUUAGCAGAUUGAAGAUUUUGCUGUAACUUUGUUUGUGAGACUAUGUAUCAUGACUAAAAUUUCUCUGAUCAUCUCUUUUUUCGCAGAUCCACAUCCUUGUCUAAGCACUUGCAGUCACCUUUGUCUUCUUAAACCCGGAGGUUACAAGUGCGCAUGCCCCGUUAAAAACCCUGCUAUUUGCAACGAGAGUGUCCACCAAACCAGUGAGUAAUACUGCUCCCUCAUUUCAUUACCUUAAGUAGCAAGCAAUCGUUUAUAAAUUCCAGUUUCAAGUUAAAGGAAUUAACAUUCCUUCGCCAUAAGUUGAUAAUAUCUAAGGCGUAUAUGAGAGGUGUUCAUUUCGGUAGUGUUUAAAAUGUAAAGCUCGUAAGAGAGACCCAAUUCGCAAACAGAAUUACCCAAUCAGUCAAUUCCACGUAGCCCACACGUGGUGCUUAUUGUCCUGUCUGCUGCAAGAUGAUCAAGAUAGUCAUAUUGGGUUAUUCAUCAGACAAUUCUUAAGAGGGGUGCUCAUUGAGUGUUUCUCUUGCCUGUUUGUUUAUUUAGAUAUUUUUCAUCGUUGACAAUCUAGAGUUAACAACAGUAUUGCAUUUCUCGCCAGAUUUGUAUGGAUGCAGUAGCAACCACAGUCUUUACUUCAGCGAUCAAAAUAGCAUUAAAUGCAUCGACUUAAAGAGCUACAAUCAGACCUAUGUCAAUGUGAAGACAGUAAAGACUGAACUUUCCGACGUUGGUGCGGUAGACAUUGAUCGAGGGGAGAGAAUGAUUUACUGGAGCGACCACGCCCAAUGGGCCAUAAGUAGAAUGAGUCUUGUAACUGGAUACACUGAGGUAAUUAAAGAAAUCGAAUGCUCUAGCAAUUUUUCGUGAACUUCAUAGCGGAUCCCCAUAGCUACGAAAAUAUCCAAGGUGUUUGAAUAGUCCCCAGUCCAAUCCAAUGUUAAAUGUCAAACGUUCUAACUAGUGUGGUAGCUUACGACCUGAUAUUUCACAAAUAUUGUGGUCAACUGACAGUUGUCAAAACAAUGUAUCCUCUGAGCAGUAUCACAUGACUAUAUCGCGGGCUCAGAUGUCUACCUGUUCGCAGGCUCAAAUCCAAGAUUAUUUCUUUGCAAUGGUUACAACAUUCUUUUUGUUUGAAGUAAAGUAUGAAUUUAGUAACGGGAGCUUCGCCUUUAGACUUGGCUAAAUUUAUAUAUUACUUAUAUAUAUAUUAUAUUACUUUCGGAUGAUCAUGAUCAGGAUCAGUGAUCUCGGAUCACUCGGAUCAUGGUAGAUCAAAUGAACCGAUGAAUCCACUCUGGACAAGGAUUCAUCGGUUCAUUUGGUCUACCAUGGUCCGAGUGAUCUCGGAUCACUGAUCCUGAUCCGAAUCAUCCCAAAGGAACGCACUCUCAGACUGAUAGAUGAUCACGCUUACGUCUGGUCAGUCAUAUGGCUCGAAAACGCCUGCAUCAACUGGAGGACAUGAGUUGAACCUUGCAUAAAGAAGGAAACGUUGCACCUCCUUAUUUCCCUGAGUUAAUUUUACAAGCUAUAUCUGAAGCCCAGUACAAACGGACGCAACACUUUUGGCCAACAACUCUCAGCCAAUGUUGGAUGUUACAUGUUGUAGUCGUUUGCACACACGGUUGCAUGUUGUUGCGUGUUGUUGGGGGUUGUUGUGCAACGUUUCGAACCUGUCAAAAGGCUGAUUUAGCAACAGAACGGGAACGUCAGUUGACGACGGCGCGCGCAAAUCAAGCAACUGGAAUGACCAAUCGCAGAGAGGCAAAUUGAGCACCGGAAGUCGCGUUUAGUCCUUUCCGCGGGCUUUUUCCCGUCGUCGAUUGACGUUCCCUUUGUGUUGCUAAAUCAACCUAAAAUUUUAGCUACGACAGUCAAUGUUGGGAGUUGUUGGGUCCGUUUGCACCUGCUGUUCAUCGUUAUUUUUCAGACUUAUGGCGCAUCUAUAAAAUGUUAUUCAAUCACAAGCGACGAAAGAAUCAAGCAAAAAUAUUGGUCAAUAAAUCUGAAAGAAACAUAAAGAGAACGUGACAGACUGGACACGGUUCUUAAGAGGGCCGUGUAGAAACGCUGCUAUUUGAUGUUUAUAUCGAUUCUGUUUUUAAUUUCAUUGAAGGUCAUCAUAAGAGACAACCUAGGACAAGUUGACGGAUUAGCUGUUGAAUGGGAGAGUGGUUUGAUUUACUGGACGGAUUACAUCUUUGAGAGAAUUGAAGUGGCAAGGGUUGAUGGAAGUCAUAGAAAGACAUUAUUUACUGAACGUCUUUACAACCCACGUGGAAUCGCCGUGGAUCCAAAAUCUGGGUAACAAAUUUAUAUUCUCAUCCCCCGUAUAGGUAUUUGGCUUCGUUCAUGAACGAAAGGAGCUUAGGAGAUAGGCUACUCGGGGAAACUUUCUCCUAGACCUGUAGCUCAGUGGUAGAUAACAAGAAGGUCAUUGCUUUGACUACGGUUGGGAUAUCCUGGAUCUAAGUUUUUUGCAUUGACAUUCGCUUUAAAAAAUAAAAUGAAACUGAAACAUGUGUGAGACGCUAAGAAUGGGAAAAUGCAAAUACAUCUAUGUAUUUUAAAAAAGGAUCUGUCUAAUUCCUGAAUAGCGAAAUCCUGAGGCUGUCUCGUACACAGACGUCUCUCUCUCAAUGUAAAUGUGCGCAAACGAAGACGGGAAGGAGAAAACGGGCGCGUCUCUUCCUUCUCCUGCCCAUAGCCUUUCGGACCUCAUCACCAGUCCCUCGCGUUUCUCGCUCGCCUUUCUUCCGAACGAAGCUUCUAAGCAGGACCCUUAUUAUGACACCGACAUAACAGUCCUUACUAUUUUCUAAUUCCAGGUACAUGUUCUGGACAGACUGGGGAUUGUAUUAUCCUAAAAUUGAACGAGCAGAUUUAUCCGGUGAAAACCGACAGGUAGUGUUUUGGUCUUUCUGGUUAUACCAGUUGUUUCCUAUGAGUGUGGUUAUUGAUUAUGAAGCUGAACGAAUUUAUUGGAUGGAUGCAUACGACAAUUACAUCGAUUCUACAGACUAUGACGGCAAUAAUUGGAGAACUGUGCACUAUGUCUCUCAUAACAUCUUCCCAGCUGACCUGGCUCUGUACGGUGACAAUUUAUAUUGGGUUGAUAGGCACAGCCAGAGCAUUCAGUGGUUUAACAAGUCACGCCCCUUGCUCGUACACAACUUUGGACACCUCUCGGAUGUUUUCCUGACGGGUGCUGUGGUCUCCGACGAGUCGAGACAGCCAGUUGGUAAGUAGAGUUCAAUGAACGAACAGAAAAAUGUUUCGUUUCGGAUGUUGUGUUUUGCAUACCGGAACAUAAUUGUAAGAUGUCGGACAACGUCCCUAACUUUAAGCCGUCAAAUUUGCCAUGGCACUCGAUGUCUUGACGAGAUUCAAUUCCCUGUUUUUUCUUUCGGCAUUGUAACCUAGUCCAACUUUUUGUCUCUCUCUUUUUUAUCCGCAAGUCUGUCGUCCCGCACUGUUAAUCUGAAUACAGUCGAACCCCGCUAUUUCGAAGUCCCAGGGGAAAUGGAAAAAAGUUCGAAAUAGCGGGGUUUCGAAAUAACCGGGGAAGCGUAAAGGGGAAGGGUGAAUCCAAGGGAAUUCGAUCUCCCUUCGAAAUAACGGGGACUUCGAAUUAACAGAGUUCGAAAUAGCGGGGUUCGACUGUAGUUUGCUGUAUUGUUGUAAAUUUCAUUUAAAUUUAUUUUUAAAAUUCUGAAAGACGAGCGUCGAGCAAGAGAGCUUUAUCACGUUUAAAACACCAGGCGCUCUCGAGUGUUUUUAGCUUGAUGAAAUAUGAAGGGCAAGGCUCCCUUUUAAAUGUACUGAGUAAUAAUCCUUGGGUGUCUUAUAUUUUUUCUGAAGAAAAUUAGGGCUUAAAGCUCAUAUUAUAUUACUCUUUUUAAGUAACUCAUAAACUGAAAUAAAGGAGUACCUGACUUAAUUCACAGCAAUUUUAGAACAAACCAAUUUAAUUUGUGUCGCUGAGAUAUGAAGGAGAUCUCUUGAAUUAAACUACAACAAGGCAGAUAAGGUCAUUGUACAGCAGGAACCAAAAACAGUAACAGAGACUCUAUUUCACUGGCUUUUUCGUUGUCUAAAUAUAGAACAGAAGACGAUGAUUUAGAGCCGUCGGAGGCAGUUUUGGCAAAGUUUCCAGUGUUUGACCCUGAUGGGGUCAAAUUCAAAUUUUCAACAUGGGAACACCAAAAUAUCGCUAAGAAGACUUUUCUAAGAAUGACAGUGCCUGAGAAAUAUCUAGAUUUGUUAGCUCAGUUUUUUCUUAGAGUGUUCUUUUUUUUUAAAAGCUCCCCCAACAAACCAACCUCCGUGUCGGAUUAACAAUGGAGGAUGUAGCCAUCUCUGCUUGGUAUCCCCUAAUGGAACAUACAAAUGCGCAUGUCCCAAUGGUGCUAGAGAACUGGGACCCGACGGGAGGAACUGCAAUGGCAAUAGUAAGUCUCCUUUCGUAGAGUGUAUGUAUUCUUUCAAAGACAGGUUUCCUCACGUGCAAACUACUCUCAAAAUGGAUUUAUUUAGGUUAUGUUUCUUGCAGUGUAAUCUCAUCAAUGUGUAUACGUGUUACUAAAUGUAUCCGACAGCUAUGAGAGUUUUAGGUCCUUUGGUGUUGUUAGCUUUUCUGGCAUACAGAAUCACAAUUAUCUUCGUCUACGCAUCUACUCAGUUUUACCCUGAGAUGUCUUGAAAAAAUUAUAAAAAUUAAUUCACACUCACUUUGGCACGUUUUACUUGUUGACAUCGUGUAUACAAAAAUUUUUAAAAAAAUUACUCAUUGCGACAUUAUUUUCUCAUUUCAGUGACCGUGCCAACUACGCCAAUCCCCGUACCAGGUAAAGUAAGACAACCUAUGAUUUUUGCUUCUAGAGGGAUUUCUUGUGAUUAUUCUGACGAAUUAGAUACAUCAUCUAUUCUGCCCUACCUAAUGUAGUGUUACUUAGUCUGGCAUUUCUGUAAGUCAUUGGAGUCACUGCACGCUCACAUUGAAGAGCGUGUGCUAAUGGAAGUACACAAAGCUCAUUCAUAGACAUAACAAGAACAACCAUACCGUACAUGCUUUGCGUUAAUAUAUACUGUCUUAGUGUCCAACAACGCAUCUUUUGUGCCGUACUGAUGAGCUGCAUUGAGUGUACGCGUUUACUAUGGAAAUAAGCUUUAUUGGCAAAGCAAACAGUGACAUUUGACAGAACUUUUUCUCAUAAAUCAACUCUUAAUUAAAUGAAUUUGUUCAACGGCAUAGGACGUAAAGGUUACCAAUUGCAUUAAAAACCUGCCAAAAGCGAACGGCCUCCGUUGUCGUGGUUGUAGAAUAACAGUGGCCAUUUCCGGUCCGCGUCGGAAUCAGCAGCAAACUGCUCUUACAAUUACUCGACAUAAUGUUUAACUUUUAGAUGUCAGAGUGCGACUCAGAGGCUCUAACUCAUCGAACGAAGGAAGGGUUGAGAUUUAUCACCAAGGAAAAUGGGGAACAAUUUGCGACGACCACUGGGGAUACAGGGAGGCUACAGUUAUAUGCAGAAUGCUCAAUUACUCUGCUGCAGUUUACGCUGUUGGAUAUGCUCAUUUUGGACAAGGAAACAGUUCUUUCCCCAUUUGGAUGGACAGUGUGAAGUGUAGAGGUGACGAGAAAACCAUUGCUGCCUGUAGGCACGAUGGAUGGGGAACUCAUGAUUGCGCGCAUUCCGAAGAUGCUGGAGUUGUAUGCUACAAUGGAUCUAUUCCACCAACUGAAGGUAGUUACUAAGUUUAUAGUAGAGGCUAUCCAAUUUUUUCUGUAAAUUAGCACAUCUGAUACACUGUUGCCGUUGUCAUUUCUUGUUCCAAGUCAGGUCACAUUUUUUUGAAGUGCUGGAUUGUGUAAUACCUCGGUUCCAUCAGUAACUGUGAAAUGUGGAAAACCUUACAUGUAUGAUACGAAAUAUCCCAAUAUUAUUUAAAGUCAGCUAAAAAUCUUGCUUGCAGCUAACAUAAUUAUCAAGUAUCUUCUAAAAUGUUUUCUGUUAUCGGCCAAGCAUGUCUUAUAGGCUUGGCAGAAUACAGCUAUAAAUUACUCAUUGUUUUGCUGCAGCAUUAAAUAGUAAGUACUGUAGGAGUAAGAACUACAUCUGAUGGUCAAUGAAUGGUUGUCUUUAUUUUUCUUUCAAGUCCCAACGGUAGCACCAGGACCUCAUCCAGGUAAGACCACGCCCGCAGUUUGCAUACUUUAAUACUUACUUAGGCGCCGCAUACUACACCCGGAGGGUUUUUUUUUAACUGAAAUCCUUGCUCUCAGAUGUUUGCCUUCUGUCCGGUGCUGCCCGAACAAAACCUUUAAUCCAUUGUCUUCUGGCACAGCCCCGGGAAUGUACCUUCCCUUCCUCGGUCCCAAAUGAGAUAACCUUUUCUUUUAAACGGAUGCACCGCCAGACGGUAGUUUUUUAGGUAGUCUGCACACAGUCGUAAAACACAAAACAUUCGACGGUAAACGUCACAGUUUUCCGUAGUCACACGAUUUCACAUCAUGUUUUGUAAAGCCUAGUAAUUAUGCAGCAAAAAUAAAAGAACAACAACAACAAACAGAUACCACGACAGAAAUUUCUCAAAAAUUGUCAUGCAAUUAAAUUUUAGAUUUAUAUUUAGAUUUAUAGUAAUUUAACCACAUUGGCACCCUGGUAAAGCCAAAGCAAGAGAGCCAAGGCUCUAAUUUAGGCGUUGCAUGCCUACUUAUACUAUAUUCCUUUUGGCUUUUUCUCUUUCUUUUUGGUUCCUUUUAGUCUAACAUUUUUGUAAAUUAUAUGAGCAGUCGGUUACUAAAUUGCCUACCUGAAAUUGCCCAAUGGAGCCAGUCCCCUUAACUUAAUCCAAUCCACGCGCCAUAUUCUAUCGGGAUACAUCGUUGUAAAUCUACCCUUUUUCUUGAUUUCUUCCCAUUCAUGCAGAAUUAAGGGUUCGUUUGAGAUCUGGUUCUACUUCAAAUCAAGGAAGAGUGGAGUUGUUCCUAAAUGGCACGUGGGGAACGAUAUGUGAUGACUACUGGGGAAUCGAUGAAGCGAACGUCAUUUGCCGCAUGCUUGGCUAUUCCGAGGGAGCCUGGAGCACACACUGCUGUGGUUGGUACGACUCCUCCUCAGCGCCAAGUCAGAUUUGGCUGGAUGAUGUUGAAUGUGUCGGUGAUGAACAGAGCAUCGCGGCAUGUCGCCAUGGCGGAUGGGGAAGACAUAAUUGCUACCAUUCUGAAGAUGUAGGAGUCGUAUGCAAGUACACACCACCACCGCCUCCAGGUUUGUUUUGUUUGAUUUGCUGUGUCACGAAAUCAAUGUUUUUCAAAAUUGAAACAGUGAUAGUCAACACGUAAACUUGAUAAAAACACUGUUAUAAUUGUCUAUAAUAUAAUACUUCUGACAAUGAAAAUGUCAUUGGAGAGAAGAAGCAGAUGAAGAUGAGAAGAUGUAAGAGUCGUGUGCAAAAGUGUACCAGCGCCAGCAUAAGGUACAUCAUUUCGUGCAAACGAAGCCUGCGCCACGGACGAAACUAAACUGUGGUUAAAUCUGUCUGCGAAACAGCGCCGAAAUCCUUGUUCUGUGUCUCCAGUUGUGUACCAAGAUUUGAGUACACUUCAUGAUUGGCCUGCUAAAGAGCCAUGGCCGAUUUACGAAACGCACUUCUGUAAUUGGUUGAGUCCGUUGGAGCCCAGAGCAAGGAUACCAGCGCUGGUACGCGGGCCUUACUGACCGAGGUUGAAAUUUAUGUCUGCGUUGCAGGCUAGGGUUGAUGCUAGCUCAAAACUUGAAGUAAAACUACUUUUUCAAGUUGGUAUUUUAACUUCAAACGGCUAUCAUCGUUUUUAGAUAAGACUCUGAGACUGGCUGGUGGCUACAGAAGUGGCGAAGGAAGAGUAGAGAUAUUUCGCGAUGGUCAUUGGGGAACUGUUUGUGAUGAUUUCUGGGAUUUCAAGGACGCUCAAGUCGUAUGUCGUUCUCUUGGUCAUGAACGGGCUCUUCUUGCACCAAAAUUUGCUGCAUUUGGCGAAGGCAACGGUCAUAUAUGGUUAGAUAACGUGCAUUGCGUGGGUAAUGAAAGUUCCAUUGAGGAUUGCCCUCACAAUGGAUGGGGCAAUAAUGACUGCAGUCACACUGAAGAUGCAUCAGUCAUCUGCAGUAAUGAGACAGUUCAAAUAGGUGGGUAGAUAACAGUAAUUCACCGAAGUGAAGCCGCGAAGCGGCGAGGUAAAUAAGCACCACUAGCCACCGAUACUGAGGUGAAUAAUUUUUUCAGUGAUACUAAAACAUUGACAUAAUUGAGCACAAAAAUGAUGAUUUUUAACUCAUUUACAGUUGCCAACGAUCUCAUUACAAUUUUGGUGCGCAAUGACCGAAAAAGCGUCGCGUUUUCUUGCCGGCAAAUAAAACUUUUGAAGGCAUUUGUUUAGCUCUUUCGUAGAAAUUUCUUCAAAAGGAGUUGUGAAUUCUCUUUGUAUUAAAAAACAUUCUCUAAAAAAAGGAUUAAAUUUGCUUUAAAGCUUAGUUAUGAACAUGUAAGCUAAAUAAAGUAACUCAAGACUUAAGCUUAAUUUGCAUUUGUAAACAAGAACCUUUUUUACCGGUUUCAUCGAUUAAUUCAAGUCAAACAGACAAAGCUUUACCAGUUAAAACUUCCAAACCGAGUUUCUUCACCUUCUUCGUGUAUUUCGGGAACAGCUUUUUUGAUUAUUUGUGAAAUUUCCUUGUUUUUUGCCUUACGGCAGCAAACCGGGAAGCCAUUUUAUUCAUAACUUACGCAAGUUUGGCGUCGCUCGCUCGGAGGAGCUGGAGGUGAAUCAGUGAAUAGCAAUACAACUAUCCCCCAAAGGAAAGGUGAAUAGUGGUGGUAUAUUGAGACGCGAAGCGUCGAGGUACAUAUCUAGCGCUAUGAAGCGACCCUAGCAUGAGGGGAAUAGUUGUUUUAAUAUUUAGCAAAUCAGUUGGAUCAAAAGAAAAAAAGUAACUUUUUGUAAAUAAAAGACGUUACUUAGUUAUUAUAAGAGUUUGUUUACAAUUCAGUUGACAGUGUUUCGGGGAUAAUUUUGUUAUGAUUUUGAUUCAAAUUCAGUAAGGAAUUUUUUUAUACCGACCAGUAAACACGACAAGCCAAAUUUUCUCUUUCUUGGUACUUGUUGGUGCAGCUGCUUCAUUUACUGCUAAAAUUUCAUCUUUGGAAAGUGUCGCGAAACAAGAAGCCAUUUUGAAUCCCGUCCCAAAACAGUGAGUAUGCAAGAAUAUUCCGAGUUACGGAAGCCAAUCAAAACGCGCACAAUCAAAACAUAUGUUUGCAAGAAGUUUCGAAGAAGUUGGAUUUGUUUGCAUGUUUGCGUGUUUCGAAAGAUCUUCGAACACUUUUUGUUGCCAGUAUUGAAGUAAAAAAUCAGAUUCGUCGUUUCUUUUUUUGCGGAGUUUUGUUUGUCUGCCGCAAUUUAUAUCUAUGUUGGAUUUAUAACACAUCAAACAACAUCGAAAGUCAGGAUGGUAAUUCCAGAAUAACAUUAUGUAACCUCAAAAAACUGGAAAAAACUACUCUUGCCGAUAUUUCAUCCUUAUUAAAAGACUUCGUCGGGGCAACUGUUGGAUUUAUAAGUGUGUCUUUCUAUCUUCAUCGUGUUUCUCUUAAUAUAUCAACGUCCAUUUGUCUAACUUUGUCAGUUUUUAUAUGUUCAGUCCUUUUCAAUAAUGACAUGCAACAGGAUAUUCUGGAUUUCCUUGAGGGAGCAAGGGUGGCGCAGUGGUGAGAGCACUCACCUCCCACCAAUUUGGCCCGGGUUCGAAUCCUGGCGUCGACGCCAUAUGUGGGUUGAGUUUGUUCUUGGUUCUCUCCCUUGCUCCGAGAGGUUUUUCUCCGGGUAGUCCGGUUUUCAUCUCUCCUUAAAAACCAACACUUUCAAAUUCCAAUUCGAUCUGGAACGCACGGACACGUUUCAACGAGUUCUUAUGAACUCCUUAGUGCUCCGUGGGNUCGAAGAAGUUGGAUUUGUUUGCAUGUUUGCGUGUUUCGAAAGAUCUUCGAACACUUUUUGUUGCCAGUAUUGAAGUAAAAAAUCAGAUUCGUCGUUUCUUUUUUUGCGGAGUUUUGUUUGUCUGCCGCAAUUUAUAUCUAUGUUGGAUUUAUAACACAUCAAACAACAUCGAAAGUCAGGAUGGUAAUUCCAGAAUAACAUUAUGUAACCUCAAAAAACUGGAAAAAACUACUCUUGCCGAUAUUUCAUCCUUAUUAAAAGACUUCGUCGGGGCAACUGUUGGAUUUAUAAGUGUGUCUUUCUAUCUUCAUCGUGUUUCUCUUAAUAUAUCAACGUCCAUUUGUCUAACUUUGUCAGUUUUUAUAUGUUCAGUCCUUUUCAAUAAUGACAUGCAACAGGAUAUUCUGGAUUUCCUUGAGGGAGCAAGGGUGGCGCAGUGGUGAGAGCACUCACCUCCCACCAAUUUGGCCCGGGUUCGAAUCCUGGCGUCGACGCCAUAUGUGGGUUGAGUUUGUUCUUGGUUCUCUCCCUUGCUCCGAGAGGUUUUUCUCCGGGUAGUCCGGUUUUCAUCUCUCCUUAAAAACCAACACUUUCAAAUUCCAAUUCGAUCUGGAACGCACGGACACGUUUCAACGAGUUCUUAUGAACUCCUUAGUGCUCCGUGGGUAAACAAAUUACAAAAAUUUACAAUUUCCCUAACAAGUGCUUCUCUCCAAUUACUAUACGAUUCAAAGAGGAAAAACGUGAGCUUAAAACUUCUAUAAAUUUCCUUUUAUAUUAUAGGUGCGGGUGAUUUCUUGCUUUCUUGUGAAGGAGGGCGUAAAGUGUGUUACUACAUGUCUCUAGAACAGCCGACUCCACUCAAUCCAUUGCCACUGUCAAUUCCAUUGACGUUUUCGCCGUUUGGAGUAGCUUACGAUUCAGUGGAGGAGCGAAUCUACUGGGCAGAUGCCGAUGGUAACAUUCAUCGAGCUUUCCUUACCGACACCACAAGCCAGGUCGUGAUAAAGGGCAUUUCACGUCCGAUGGGGCUUGAAAUAGACCCUAUAGGAAGGAAUAUCUAUGUCGCAGACCAAAAUGAAAACAAUAUUAAAGUUGUCAAACUAGACGGUUCUUAUGAGACUGUAAUUGUUGACGUCGAUUCACCUCAAGGGAUAGCGUUGAAUAGCUAUUUGGGGUAAGAUUUCUUGUUACAUCAUUAUACCUACGGUAUGAAAGUUAAGACAAUGAAAUAACUAAUGAAAUAUCUCAGAUCUGACAUAUAUCUUGUUUUGAAUUACACAAAAAGUCGUAUCGUAUUUGCAAAAGUUAAAUUUUUAAACAUUUUACUUGUUAAUUAAGCAAUUUAAAACUUGCUUAACCUGCCCGGAUUCAAAGAAGACAGUUAUGAAUGCUCUGUAGUGCAAUUCUUUCUGUCACAACUGCUGGGACAAAAUAAAUUAAGAAAACUUACGUUUUUCUUCCUUCUAGGAAGGAAAAUAUUUUCAACUUUUAGAACGCAGCACCUGACGACGGUUCGUCUCAAUUUUCAACAAUCUCGGAUCCUCAUUAUAACAAUACAUACUUACAUACAGAUACAUAACCUUUAUUUUAACUCGAAUUUUAGAGUAGCUAUACUAUAUAGCUAAUAUCUUGGAGAAACCAAUUAAGAUGUGUAAAACUGGAAAAAAAAAUACACACAAAAAAAAAGACAAAAAGGAUGUAGUUUUCCAUGAAGAUGACUAAGUUCACGUUUUAAAUCUCCUUUCUGCAGAUUUAUGUACUUCGCGUCAGUUGGAUGGAACCCACAAAUAUUACAAGCAGACAUGGACGGUAAAAACAAGACUGUUCUUGCAAAUUUGUCAAGCAUCGGACAGACUAUCAUCGACCUGGUUGUUGAUAUACCUGGACUUCGUUUGUUCUUUUCUGACCAAUCCAAUAACGUGAUACGAUACAUUGACCUCAUAAGUCUGGAGGUGCACACCCUCCUUUCUGGCAGCGGCCUUCAUGGACCAACUGGCCUCGUAAUGUUGAACGACACCCUUUACUGGACGGCUCACCAGGGCGGUGGAAUGUACGAAGGAUUCAUCUUUGAGGCUGACGUAACUAAUAGAACAGUGCGCAUGAUUGCCGAUGGGUUUAAUAAACCUGCCGGACUUUACGCCUACAAUUCGCGGGCACCUAAAACAUCAGGUGAUUAUUACAAUUAUAAUAGUAUCUCAUUAGAGACACUUAGUGAAGUCAUUUCGCAAGUUAAAAAUGGUCAAGCUAAAAACAUAAUUACAAACAAUUUUUAACAUAGCAAUUUGAAGAUUUACUUUUUCUGAUAAAGCUCUUUUCUACUUUAUCUUUCUACAGCUCAAACGGCCUGUCAAAAUAAUGGUGAAUGUUCCCAGAUGUGUGUAGUGCGACCUGGUGGUCGAACGUGCCUCUGCCAGGCUGGAAUGAAGAUAAACGAAGAUGGAAAGACUUGUAAGUUGUAUAAAAUUAAAUUCUUUUGGAAAUAAUUUUCUUUUAAAGAAGACAAAAUUUUUAAGCGUUACCAUGGCAAUUAGCGGCAAAGAACUUAACCCUUAAUUCUCAAACCCAGGCUUUUAACCCAAAGUAAUACGGGAGUCAUUUUUUAAUUAACCGUUGAUUUAAGAGAGACGAAAUACCACGUUGACUGAAAUUUGAAAUGAAUCUUUCUUUCCGAAUCUUGAAACAAACACUCAUUCAAUUAAGUGACUACCGUACCCGCGGUUUGUUUAGCUCCUCGCGCUCUCCUGUUUAUGAGCCCUUCUUAACCUCUUACAAAAUUUGUAUAAGCCCUGGGCGUGUAAGGGGAAAUUUCUCUGAGUUGAUUUUACCUUAUUAUAGGAAAUUAACGAUCCAUGAAAUUAACGCGAAUCGUUAAAAUUCGCGUUAAUUUAAGGCGCGUUAAUUUUGUUGAGCGUUAAUUUCCGCGACGUUAAUUAAGUGCAGCGCUAAUUUCCGCGCUCUUAAUUUCCAGUAUUUUAACCCCAAUUUUGGAACCUGUCCAGACAUUCUUGACACCUAAAAAACAUUAACUACAAGCUUUCUUUCUUUCUUUCCAUUUACCCUUUAUUUUUCAUCUUUCACCAAAGCUAAGGGGAAGGUUCACAAUAUUUGUUAAAUGUGUGUCCAGUUGUCACAACCAACCGCUUCUUAAUCGUGUUAAUUUCCUUUAUUAUAAAAUUCUACCUCCUCUUUCGCGUUAAUUUUCUUUAUUCGAAAGUUUUUUUCCAUUAAAUUCGCGUUAAUUUAAGUCGCGUUAAUUUCCAAUACCUUAAUUUCAUGGAGCGUUAAUUUCCUAUAAUGGUAGGUGUUUUCAUCUCAUGAGUGACAGAGUCAAAGGGUCAGAUUUCAUCCGAUAAUUGUUUAUUUGAUUUUGUUUCAGGCACUGUCGCAGACGUUUUAUUUGUGACAGACUCUUAUGAUAACAAAAUCUACAUGUCAUCACUAAGCCCAGAUGAUACCACAAUCGUGCCUCUACAACUUAAAAACCUCUCGUUUCCCCUUGGCGUUGAUUUUGAUCCGUUCGAACAUCGUGUGUACUGGACCGAUCACGACCAUGGCUUUGUGGAGCGAGCCUUUGUUGAUGGCAGGAGCCAAGAAAUUGUUCAUAUGGGACUUUCUCAGCCGAGUGGUAUCGCUCUAGAUUUACUCGGAGGAAAUGUCUAUUGGAUAAGUACAGGAAAUCUAACCGUAGAGGUUUCAAAGCUGGACGGAAGUUUCCGAAAAUUGCUUGUUUCUAACCUGUCCUUAUAUCCAGAAGAUAUUGCUUUGGAUACCAUGAGAGGGUGAGCUUUACCUAUUCUUGGUAACUGAAAGAGCACAGUGGAGCCAGGGAAACUAGUGCCCUUUUGCUUUGUUAUUCAUGGGAAAACUGAGAAAACUACAUUGUCAUAAAUGAUUGUGACGUGGUCGUAAAUAAUUUCACAAGCUGUCUUGAUUUGCCACACUGCAACAAACGUCACAUUUUCUGAAGAGAAGGGCCCUCUUCCAUCCUCCAGAGGACACGCGCUUAAUGUCGCCGUUCACAUAUACACAGAAAACAGCGACAUAAAUCUUACCUUCAGUUAUCCUGGGACCAGGCUUGAUCCGUAUUAGGGGGGGGGGAAGAAAAGAAAAAACGGCAUAGGCGAAAAAAAGAAUCGGCGAGCGAAGCGAGCCGAGAGGUGCCUCGCUUCGCUCGCCGAUAUUUGUCCUAUUUGACCCCGUUUUUUGUUCUUUUUCCCCCACUGCAGAGCCUGUCCAAGGCUAAGCCUCAGUGGGUUUAAGAUGCGUUUAUUUCCUACAAUGGUAGGGUGUCAUGAGAUUUAUAAAAAUUCAAACAGUUGGAAACGCCACCAAACUGAAUGAAAAAUAACCGCUAAAAACCUCAAAGAAGGCAAAAAUACAGUCGACUCUCUCUUAACGGACACCUCUAUAAGACGGACACCUCUGUAAAACGGACACCUAGAGUUGGUCCUUGCCUUUCUUUACUCCCUUUAUUUGAUUCUCUAUAAGACGGACACCUCUCUAAGACGGACACUUAGUGCCGGUCCCAAAGGUGUCCGUCUUAGAGAGAGUUGACUGCAUCGAUAAAUAAUACAAUAAAUACGUACAAAAGAGGUACGGAUGAACAAACCUGGAGAAGAUUGAAGGGGGAUCGCGAUUGUGGUCUUUGUAACCUUGCUAGCCUAACAGUUUUUAAAGUUCAUUCUUCUUGUUCGUAACGUUCGAAAUAUUACCUGGGAGACAUUAUCUGUGACUUUGUCAAUCACAACUAAUUUCUCAAUUUUUUUAGUGAAUAAAGGACGAGCAACUGGCGUUAUUAGAGAGAUCAAAAUUCACGUUUACGGCAUACGGUAAACGGCAAACGUCAGUUGAGAAUUCUCAGAAUAGAAAAUAAGCAGAUAAAAAAGAUCCAGAACGAUUUUUGUGGAUAAAACUGGCAUAAAACUACUUUUUUUGUGUAGAAGCAAUAAACAGUAAACGAAAAAUAGGGGGGGAAAACUUGGUUACGUGGUACAAAUUCACGUUUGCCGUGUGGUGUAAACGUGGAUCUUAGUCUCUCUAUUAACAAAAUGAACCAGUAGACAGUCCCGACCCAGCCGCUUUAAUGCACACGUCUGUUAAUUUUUUAGGUACAUGUACUGGUCAAGUUAUGGGAUUAUUGAAGGUGCCGACAUGGACGGAAGUAACCGCCGAAAUAUUACCCUCUUGAGACAUUCUUUUGGCCAAUAUGAUGCACUGGGUCUUGCCCUGGAUGUAAAAAUGAACCGACUUUACUUUGUUAGCUACUCUUUGUACGGCUUGUUUUAUAUUAAUCUUGAUUCAGCUGGAAGUCCGUAUAUUCCGCAGAGUUUGCUCCAGUCAUUCUUUUAUUUCGAUGUACCACAUGGGGUUGCGCUCGACGACCAGUUUGUUUACUGGAAUGAAUAUUAUGAGGAGAAGGUUUACCGGGUGAAUAAGACCGUUGCAGGAGGCAAUAUUGAAACUGUAGCUGCAGGAAUCUAUAGUCCUUUUGGAUUAGCCGUUAAAAAAGGAACUCCAACACGAAGUAGUAAGUACAAAUUCUUCGAGUGAUCCUUGUUCAUUUGAGACAAACCAAAGUCCUUGGCAUUGAAAGUUGACACGGAUUUAUUUUUUCUGCAAACCUUCAGCACAACGGUUUUGAGUAGUAUAGUAAGCGCGAUUUGACCUCCUUAUGGCACUGAACACGUCAUCGUCANCGAAAAAUGGGGGGGGGGAAACUUGGUUACGUGGUACAAAUUCACGUUUGCCGUGUGGUGUAAACGUGGAUCUUAGUCUCUCUAUUAACAAAAUGAACCAGUAGACAGUCCCGACCCAGCCGCUUUAAUGCACACGUCUGUUAAUUUUUUAGGUACAUGUACUGGUCAAGUUAUGGGAUUAUUGAAGGUGCCGACAUGGACGGAAGUAACCGCCGAAAUAUUACCCUCUUGAGACAUUCUUUUGGCCAAUAUGAUGCACUGGGUCUUGCCCUGGAUGUAAAAAUGAACCGACUUUACUUUGUUAGCUACUCUUUGUACGGCUUGUUUUAUAUUAAUCUUGAUUCAGCUGGAAGUCCGUAUAUUCCGCAGAGUUUGCUCCAGUCAUUCUUUUAUUUCGAUGUACCACAUGGGGUUGCGCUCGACGACCAGUUUGUUUACUGGAAUGAAUAUUAUGAGGAGAAGGUUUACCGGGUGAAUAAGACCGUUGCAGGAGGCAAUAUUGAAACUGUAGCUGCAGGAAUCUAUAGUCCUUUUGGAUUAGCCGUUAAAAAAGGAACUCCAACACGAAGUAGUAAGUACAAAUUCUUCGAGUGAUCCUUGUUCAUUUGAGACAAACCAAAGUCCUUGGCAUUGAAAGUUGACACGGAUUUAUUUUUUCUGCAAACCUUCAGCACAACGGUUUUGAGUAGUAUAGUAAGCGCGAUUUGACCUCCUUAUGGCACUGAACACGUCAUCGUCAUAUAUAUAUUUCUUUUGCAUUCAUCCACUACGUGACCACCGACAUGACAGACGUGUACUUGCCCCUUUUUUGUUACCCUCCAUUGCCAACGUAAAUACCGCCACCGUCGUUUCUUUAUCGCCAUGUUUCUACUGUUUCUUCCACCCUCAAUAACACCAAUACAACCACCGUCACCGCCACAUUUUUCCAAAAGUUUUCCUUUACCGCCAACACCACCACCACACCUCAGUUGCACUAACCACGAACAACACCCAUUCAUCCUUUUCAGGCUACCCUACACGUUUAUUCCCUCCACCGUCAGCACUAGCACUACCACUGUCUCAGCCAUAAUUCCAAAGUAUUCAUCCACCGCCAACACCAUCACCACAUCUUAGUUGUACUAUUUUGUAACUUCACUGCCAACUAAAUAUGAACAAAACCAGAACGUUUUUCCACUUUUUAACAGCCAUAAAAUGCAUCUGUUAGCUAGCCCUUUUGGGCCGUUUUACAUUUUUACUGACUGAAAUGACAGAUUUCCCUACCCUUCACAUACUUCAUUUAGUGAAAUCCCUACCAUUUCAUGCAUAUACCUUAAGUCUGAAAUAGGAACCCACUUCGGCGUAGCCUCCCGUAUAGGCCAUUGUAGAGAGUGCUCCCACACCCCGGGCUAGAAACCUGUCUUCUUUGCAACUUAUUUGAGGAAGCAGAUUUAGGGCUAACUUUGAAAUAAAUUUGCUAGCUUAUUACUCGACUGUUCUCUUUCAGCUGAUCAUCCAUGUAUGAAUGCGAAUGGUUACUGUACCCAUCUCUGUCUGCUAAGCCCCAGAGAAAGUGGAUACCAGUGUGCAUGCCCGGAUAUAGGGGAUGGACGAGAAUGUUUGACAAUACCGAAACACCCAACUACUACCACAACUGCGCCAACGACAAUUGCUCCUACUACUGUUUUCAUAGACUAUUGUGAAGGCGACCCUUGUGCAAAUGGGGCGGGCUGUGAAAGCAGUAACGGCUUGUACAUUUGUAGCUGUGUUGGGUACUUUGGUGGCGUCAACUGUACCAUUGCUCUAGGUAAGUUUACACAACUGAUCUAUCUAAAUUAUCCAACACGUUUUUUAACCUUGUAAUGUAUCCUUGUGAAAGCGUUUUAGAGCACGUUAAGUAAUCAACUUAGUAUUUGUUGGUACACAAUAAUGAUUUAAAAUAGUUAUGCCCUCCUUUUUGGCAAAUUACUGAUUAUAUCAUACCCCUUCUGGUUAAAAUCGUUAGCCACUGCCAGGUCAUGUCAACUUUAUUUAAACUCACACGAAGUGCUUAAUACAUUCGCCACUUUAGAAAGGAGACGAGGGGACUCCAGCCGAAAUGUGUCCAUCAACUAUUUCGGGGGAAAAUAGUUUUGAAGAAAAUAAGUUUGAAAGGAAGGCCUUGCACUUUUACAGCACAGGUCGCUUCGCUAAGCUAACAAAAAAAAACAAAUCAGUUUGAAAUUGGCUUAGUUUUGUAUUUUCCUUAGCCUGAGAAAACAGCCGACAUUUGGCGACGCUACCACUGCUUUCCCCGCCAAAUGACGUCUGAGAAACGAGCGCAGAAAUUCCAUUCUGAUGACGUGCACUACCCAGAUCCGGGUAGUGCUUCUGAUUGGUCGUGCCGCGUGGGACAUUUGAUUCAACCAAUCAGAAUCACUUCCCAGAUCUGGGUAAUGACGCAUCAUCAGUAUGGAAUUACUGCGUACGUUUCUCAGACGUCAUUUGGCGGGGAAACCAGUGGUAGCGUCGCCAAAUGUCGGCUGUUUUCUCAGGCUAUAUUUUCCAUGAAUAUUCCUUGAAAAACCAUACAGUUUUUCAUAUUUACUGUUAUUAAUCAAUUAAAUGCCGCGGGGUUUAUUUUAAAUUAUAUUCACGAUGAAUCAUUUAUAAAAAUUAUCAACACAUACAUUUGUAAUGUCUCGAUUUUUUGCUGAGACUGAUAAGCAUACGAUAUGAUACGUAUUCAGUUUAUUUCUUUCUUGUAGUCCUCAAAUAAUGACCGCAUUGCCCGAAUUGUGCCGGGCGUUUACUCGAGGAUAGCACCUAUCUGUAAUCGAGCAAGACAAUAUAUUUGCUCAAAAUUGCCAAUGAGCUGAAGUAUGUUUCUAUAUUUUAUAUUUUAGAUGAAGAAAAUGUCGUCGAGGUGACUUUCAAAGGCGUUACUUUGGACGAGGUAAGUUUACGUAUUGGAGCCGCAUGUAUAUCGAAUAUAAGCGGGCUUGAAUAAGACGCGAAAUCUAUUAUUCAUACGGGUAUGUCUUACAUAACACGCAACCAGCUCGUAUAAGUGGUUCGCAGCUUGUUUGCGCCUUAUUUUCACUCACGGACUCGAUUUUAUUUGUAUGUUGUCUAUAGCAAAGAUAUGGUAAAAAACAGCGAUUAAAAACCUUUUAGGCUAAAAUAUGAAACAGGUUCUUAUUUUCUAAAAUCUAUAAAAAAAGUUCUGUUCACCUGGGCAAAUAAGGUAAGGCAACAUUCAGGAUCGCCUUUGGUGAGGUAGCCGUACCUUGUUGCUUCAACUUCAAUUGUGAUGGUAUACAGGUUAAGGAAUGAGCUGAAUACCACUAAAUACUCUUGGCUACAAUGUACUUUUUCUUCAGAAAAUAAGAACCCAUUUAAAAACCUUUUAGGCCUAAAUUUGUGCUAUUUACUAUUUAUGUAAAAACCUGGCUAACUUGGUAAAAUGUAGGUUCUUAGUUCCGGGUUUUAAUGUAUUUCAACAUGGCAUUGAUAAAGAAAGAUGGGAAGUUUUUUAAGGUCGGUGAAGAAAUGAGAAGUGAUGUCCACGUGAUCAACAUGUUAAAGAAAGAAAAAUCUGAGUCCCUCACAAGGAUUGAACCUUCGACCUUCCGUGCACCGGUAGGAUACUCUCUAACCACUGAGCUGCGAAGGACUCGUAGCGCGCAGGGCCAUACACAAGGUGUUUAAAUAACGCAUGCGAACUAUAUGUAUCAAUUGCCAGGUGUGACUUAUCCAUUUAUGUCCCCCAUCGUUGAUUGAAUUACAUCCUUAAUGAUUUAGACUAUUGUAAUUUGGAGACUGUGAAAAUACACAGUUCUUCAUUGGUUGCAUUCAACCUUACUUAUUGUUAACGGGUAAAUUAUCUAUUCAACUCUUUUUAGUUUAACCUAACAGCCUUCAUUCAGGCUAUGGUGGAUGCACUGAAUCAACAAUGUUUUGAAGAUCCAGCCUCAUGCCCUAUUUCAGUUGAAAGGUGAGAAAAUUUCUGAUUUAUCUCAUUACCUCAACUGAUUGUAUCUUUCGGCCUCAUGUAAGGUAAUCCAAGACAGUCUUGGGUUCUGGAUUCCACGCCAUGGAUUCCGGAUUCCAGGUACUGGAUUUCGGAUUCUUUGUCAGUGGAACUUGGAUUCCAGAUACCAAUCGUUAGUGGGAUUCCAGAUUCCUUGAGCUGUUUUCUGGAUUCCAAAGCCAACGAUUCCGGAUUACACAAGCAAAUUUUCCCUGAUUCCGGAUUUCGAAAAUCCGUAUUCCCUCACAUGGGGCGAUAUCUUAUCUUACGCAACGAGAACGUUGACGUCCCAGACGUAAAAAACGUUAACCGGAAGUUGAUAUUUUCUCUCUUGUUUUCUGACGUCUGACUCGAAAAACUCGUAAAGCGGAAGUUAAAACAAAGCACUCAGACUCGUUGUGCAAAACGGACGCGUUCCCUCAAGCGAGAUAUCGAACUUCCGGUUGCUAUUCAUGACGUCUGGAACGCCAGCGUUCUCGUUGCUAAAGCUCGCUAUUAGAAACCUUUAAUAAGAUUAGAGGACGAGGACGAGAUUUGACUUAAAGUUUUUUUAAGUUCGUCUUCUCAAAAAAUAGACACUCGGGAAAUCUUUAUCGUACUUUUUUUUUCCACAGAAAAGUUAGUGCUGUUAUUUUUAUUGAAGGAGUUUGGGUCCCCUCCCGAUCGCAAAAUGUUAAAACUUCUAACAUCUGAUAACUUGAUUCCUCUACUAGGACAUUCUUCAUAAAACGCGUUGUAGAAUAAUGACGGCUAUCACGUUUCGCCGCCAAAAUAGGGACUUUAAGAUCCAACGACGCGGACGGCAACAAGAACGUCAAAAAAACACAAUAGGUUCCAGAAGCAAACAACAACUUUGCACGCUUUUUUGUACAUUUCUUUGCCCUUUUUUGCACGACUACGGCGUAAAAAUGCCUCAUUUCCCGUUUUAUAGAGGACAUAAACGAGCAACGACGAAAUUUGAACUUGGAAAUGGUUACUAGAAAUUCAAUUUCAGAAGGGUUCGCCUACAUUUGACAAAGUAAGUGGGUAGGAGUAACUGUGAUAAAGACUGAAAAAAUGCAAAUUCACUUUUUAAGCGACGUUCUUGUUGCCGUCGUGUCUUUGGAUCUUAAAAUCCCUAAUGACGCUGGUUCACGCUCACGCUCUACAUAGUAUUGAGAAAUUCUCGUUCUGUAUUGGUCCUCGUCUUAGAAUCUGAAGGUCUCUAUUAUUUCCCCGCCUCUCGCACUCGCUUCUCCUUUUGCGUGCGGCUCUCGCGUGACUUCUCACGGCUCCCCCAAAUGGAGAGCCUGCUCACAGGCUGUGGGAUGCUCGUCGUCCGCCAAGGGGGUAAAAAUUGCAGUAUUUGAUCUCACUUAUGUUGAAGCUCUUCCCUAAUAAAUGGGACCUCGCAUCGCACGAAUUUAUUUUUUUAUUCAUUCAUUCAUUCAUUCAUUUAUUUUCCUUGAAUCUAUAGUGAAAGGAGAGGUACUAAUUUACAUUUUCUUUCUGACCCACCCGCCUAUCCCAUGAACAAAAGCUAGGAAUGCGCUCUAGGGCUAAACAAAGUUUGAUAAUUCAAAUCUGCACAGAGAUCAUCGCUGAUAUUCAUUUAUUCAUUCAUUUAUUUGUUUAUUUAUUCAUUUGUUUCCCUCGCGGUUUCUCCAUUUAUCCAUGAAGUAUUGUGAAACGAGAGGUAUCGCUGAAUGGGCCUUUUACAACUGACGAUAUUUACAUCACAUCACCUCCAGAGGAAGUCGACGGGGGGGUCUCGCUCGAAUAUGCUGUAGUUAAAACAACAGCGGAUGGAAGGCAGGUUCCUUUACAAAGUGAAUCGCUCGCCGAGGUGACAUCCGCAAAAGCAGCUGAAAUUGGAAAGAAACUUGGUGCUACGGAAGUUGCUGCUAAUCCCAAGCCUCUAACGGCUACACCCACAAGCGAAGCUCAAACGGGCGGUGCAAAUGGAGGGAUGAUUGCUGGAGUAAUUGUAGCUGUUCUGCUAUUGGUUAUCAUCGCAGCUGUAGGAGUAUGGUAUUUCAGGUAAAUUAUUUCUCACCUUUUUGUGGCUGGCGGCGAGUGGGCAUAUAUAAGCACACUAUCCACCAUGGAAUAGCGGGACAAUGCGUUAUAACUACUUUAUAUAAUAUGAGUUUUGAUGUAGUGGGUAUAACUCUAGCUUCAGUUCAACCUCAUUUCCAGGGCUCUCUCUCUUCCUCCUUCGAAAGAAGAGAGAACCCUGGGAACGACGCUGGGUUCAGUAUAAAUGUUAUGGCGCAUUACAUGAAGCACCUUUUAGUUGUUAGAGAAACAAAUCGAUAUUUUUUACUUCGUUAUUGUACGCGUUUUUGCUUUUACAAUUGAACAACUUUGACCAACAAGGAAGCAACUCUGCCCAGCAUAAUUGUGCUUUUCAAUUAUAUCAAGGUUGUAAAACACUCAUUGGAAAGAUGACCUGAAAAUGGACUAAAUAUAAAGCAUUUUUUUAAAAUUCUUAUUCAGGAAGUCAGUGGCUGGAAAACCAGGCAUUAAGACACCAGUACUUCCAUAGAUUAAAAAAGUUAAUCUAAUAAGUUUAAGUGGGUUGAGCCUAGAUUUUUAGAAUUUCCACAUCAAGGGGUUAAGUUAAAACAGCGUCACAAAAUGGAAGAUUUAAAAGUCCAAUGUUACAAGCAAACAGAUGAAACUGUUGAGAAUUGUAAUUUUUCUUCAGCAAGAACAUUUUUCAAGCACGCUAAGCACGUUCUUCCAAAGGGCUUAUCUGCAUUUAUUACCGUUAAAUUUUUCGUCUUCUGAUAUGAUAACGAUUUCAUGACAUGUUAUGUCGUAUUGUUCACAGGGUAAAAAGGACCCGCUCAACUAACAUACCCUAUAAGAAGGAGAAUGACGAGGAGGCCCCAACUGGUUCAAUAAGACGAACAACUGCCUUUGAAAACCCCGGGUACGACAGUACUGCUGGACUAGAUAUUGGCAGUGGAGGAAAUUACGAUGACAUUGCAGCAGUGACAUUUUCACCCUUUGAAGACUUUCCUGAUCAUACCGCAGCCACCAAUCAACUGUAUUCUACGAUAGGCAUGACAAGGAUCUCUAGUUCCCAUGAUGUGAACCAAAACGCAGAAGGAGGAGAGUUGGCCGUCAAAAAGAUUACUUCAGAUGAGAAAGCAACACAAGACCAUGAUGCAGGUGCGCUGCCUAAAAAGGAACCUCUUGAGAACGAAAAGGCGGAGCAACCCCAUUAUGCGACGAUCACAAUUAACAAGAAGGAAGAGUCGGAAGAGAACGAACCGCGUUACUUGACGGUGCUUCCAAGUGGGAAAGAAAUCGCAAACAGCGAACAAGUGAAAGUUGAUCUACAGGAAAAUGCUGAAAAAUCUAACAGUGAGAAUGGACAAACCGUAUUGGUGCUUGACGCAAAUUACAGCCAAGAUAAAGACCCUGAAGUCUGA